GCGACCACGUUUGAUGAGACAAAGAAAAAGAACCAGAUAGUGAAAUAAUUCAUCUAACAGCAAAUAUGCAGUGGAGUCUGGUUCUGCUCUUUCUGAUGAGUCAGUGUUGUUUCAUCCACUGUCAUCUCUAUGAGUAUCACUACAUUAAUGUUAAUAAGACCUGGACUGAAGCUCAGCAGUACUGCAAGGAGAAACACACUGACCUGGCCACAGUGUCUAACAUGGCAGACAUGAAGAGACUCCCCAAUAACUCAGCAGGAGAUGUGAGGGAAGCUUGGAUUGGUCUGCAUGAUCCACCAGGUGUCAACAGAACAUGGUACUGGUCUCUGCCUGAACUGGACUUCAAUGACAGUGAAGCAAAAUGGGACACAGGAGAACCGACUGAUAAAGGAAAGGGAGGAUCUGAGAACUGUGGGUUUCUGUAUAAAAACCUCACAUGGGCAGAUGGGUCUUGUCACCAUAAGGAACAUUUCCUCUGCUAUGAUGAAACUAAUAGAACACAGAAAUACCACUUGAUUAAAGAGAAGAAGACCUGGCAGAAAGCUCAGAGUUACUGCAGAGAGAAUCACACAGACCUGGUCAGUGGACUGAAGCAGCUACAGGAUGGAGAGCUGAACAAGGUGAUGAAGUCAGUGGGAAAUGAUACCCACAUACAUUUUGGUCUGUUCAGAGACACCUGGAGGUGGUCAGAUGGAAGCAGUUUCUCUUUCAGACACUGGAACAAUGAGUUGAACAAUGCACAAUCCAACAGUGGUCAAUGUGCCAUGACUGGGUUUGGUGAUGAAGGCAGAUGGAAGAAUGACAGCUGUGAUGUUAAAAAACCCUUCAUCUGUUAUGAUGAUAAAGUGAUCCUGAUCAAAGAAACUAAAACCUGGGAGGAAGCCUUGUACUACUGCAGAGAUCACUACCAUGACCUGGUCACCAUCACCAACCUGGAUGAGCAGAGAUGGGUCCAGGAGAAAGCCAAGAAUGCCUCCACUGAUUAUGUCUGGAUGGGACUGCGCUACACCUGUACUCUGAAUUUCUGGUUCUGGGUCAGUGAUGAAGUGGUCAGCUAUCAGAACUGGGCUUCAGAUGGACUGAUGGAUGACUGUGACAUGUCUGGAGCCAUGAAGGCAGGAGGAAAACAUCAGUGGAGGAAAACAAAUGAUCUUAUGAUGUUUAAUUUCAUCUGUUCUAAUAAUUGAAAUUAAACUUGUAUCUUAAGAGGCUAAGUAAUCUGCCUUCCUUUUGCUGUUUUGCAGCAUGGUUUUUGUUACUAAACUUUAAACUUUUUGUGUGUGGUAUGAAAUAAUCACCAAUAUAUUACGUCUGUUUUAAACAUUUUAGAGUGAGUUUCUUUAUUUGCCUGAUAAUUUGC
This is a messenger RNA of Fundulus heteroclitus (mummichog), 1360 nucleotides long. Its product is annotated as C-type mannose receptor 2-like. Bases 66 to 1187 code for a protein of 373 amino acids. The transcript is spliced from 5 exons. The record is from RefSeq and is a predicted model, not a curated record. NCBI's taxonomy places the organism in Eukaryota, Metazoa, Chordata, Actinopteri, Cyprinodontiformes, Fundulidae.